Messenger RNA from Mus pahari (shrew mouse), 1031 nucleotides. It is a transcript of the gene Sult2a1, whose product is annotated as sulfotransferase family 2A member 1. Gene Ontology annotation, biological process: sulfation. Bases 68 to 922 code for a protein of 284 amino acids. The transcript is spliced from 6 exons. Lineage: Eukaryota; Metazoa; Chordata; Mammalia; Rodentia; Muridae. The record is from RefSeq and is a predicted model, not a curated record. Gene Ontology annotation, cellular component: cytoplasm. Gene Ontology annotation, molecular function: sulfotransferase activity.
CUUUGCUACAAGCUGAAUAGGUGUCCUGGGCUGGAAUACUAAGAGCACUUACAAGGAGCUAUUCAGGAUGUCAGACUAUACUUGGUUUGAAGGGAUACCUUUUCCUGCAAUAUUAUAUCAAAAAGAAACUAUAGAAGAAAUUCGUAAUAAGUUUGUGGUGAAAGAAGAAGACUUGAUGAUAUUGUCUUACCCAAAGUCAGGAAUGAACUGGCUGAUUCAUAUUUUCUGCUUGAUUCAGACUAAGGGAGAUCCCAAGUGGAUCCAAACUGUGCCCAUUUGGUACCGCUCACCCUGGCUAGAGAAUGAUAUAGGAUAUCCUGAAAUAGUCAAUAAGGAAGGACCACGACUCAUGACCUCCCAUCUUCCCAUCCAUCUCUUCUCCAAGUCUUUCUUCAAUUUCAAGCCCAAGGCGAUCUAUCUCAUCAGAAAUCCCAGAGAUAUUCUUGUGUCUGGUUACUUUUUCUGGGGUAACACAAACCUUGUGAAGAAUCCAGGGUCACUCGGAACUUAUUUUGAGUGGUUCCUCAAAGGUAAUGUCAUAUAUGGAUCAUGGUUUGAGCAUGUUCGUGGCUGGCUGUCCAUGAGAGAGUGGGACAACUUCUUGGUACUGUACUAUGAAGACAUGAAAAAGGAUACNAAGGGAACCNUAAAGAAGAUCUGUGACUUCCUAGGGAAAAAAUUAGAGCCAGAUGAGCUGGAUCUUGUCCUCAAGUACAGUUCCUUCCAAGUCAUGAAAGAAAACAACAUGUCCAAUUUUAGUCUCGUUAAAGAAGAUAUGGUUACUAAUGGCUUGAAACUCAUGAGAAAAGGCAUAACUGGGGACUGGAAGAAUCACUUCACAGUAGCCCAAGCUGAAGCCUUUGAUAAAGUUUUCCAGGAGAAAAUGGCUGGAUUCCCCCCAGGGAUGUUCCCAUGGGAAUAAGUUUUCAAAACUUUUAAAUAUUAUAUGAACACUGAUGUUUAUGUUCCUGUAGUUCUAUAUCUGAAUACCUGAAUGUGCUCAAAGAAUAAAUACUAUUGUGGAAUUGUGA